Messenger RNA from Aspergillus clavatus NRRL 1, 1869 nucleotides. RefSeq lists its product as uncharacterized. The transcript has 2 exons. Lineage: Eukaryota; Fungi; Ascomycota; Eurotiomycetes; Eurotiales; Aspergillaceae. Bases 1 to 1869 code for a protein of 622 amino acids. The record is from RefSeq and is a predicted model, not a curated record.
AUGAAAGCUUCCAGAUGGACGCCUCUCGCUCGAUUUCCGACAACAGGACUUCUGUAUAAGCACAUCCCGGCUGCGCUGAGGAAGAAGAAGGUCCAUAGACCACAGAUUGUGGGCGACGGACUGUGCAAUGAUAUUCUUCAACGCCUUUCACCGUACCUACUCCGAAAGCCUCCAGUGGAUAUUCUUGAUCUCUGGCCUGGUGCUGGACUCUGGUCAUCCAAGGUGAACGAAUUCUUACGCCCCCGACGCCAUGUGCUCGUGGAGCCGGACCUCAAAACCUAUGGGAAGAUUCUCAAGUCUCUUGCCGCAAGCAAACCCUGCUACAAUCUGGUCUCGCGCGACAUCCACCACCUCGAUGACUGGCACAGCCUUCUAGCAGAAUACCUACCGGAACAGGGGCCUUCUAACUGUGACACAACGGGCGCUCUGGGGAAAAACGACACGCUGCUGGUUCUGGCUAAUAUCCCUCCGAACGCCUCCAAACAAGACCACUUCACGCCGGCACGGUCGUGGUCGAUUCUCAUGGAGGCGUGUAUGCGGCAGUCUGGUCUUUCUUCCUACGGGAGUGUGCGCAUGAUUACCUCUCUUCCGCUGAUGGAGGCGCAGACGAUCCUUCCCCGCUCGGUAUCCAAUCGCAGUCGACCGGCUCUUUUGACGGAGAAUGUGGCCAUGCAUGCUUUUGAGGUGGCGUCGACGGCGGAUCCGAGUUACUUCUGGACUAUGUCCAAGGGAUGGGAUCUCACCGCCGCGAAUGCGGCCCGGGUUGCGGAGCGAAGCGCUGAACACAAAAUCGUGGUCCCUGCUGGAAAAGCGCUCCCUCCGAUCCCCUCGGCUCCAGAAUCCCCAGACCCGGGGAAGAUCCCCUGUCCCCACGUACCUCGCAUCAAGACGGUCAUGCACGACCGGAUCCUGGAGACCAUCCAGACCGCCGAGGAAUCACCCGGCGAUGUGAAAGCCAAGAAGAAGAAACAAAGGGCCCUGGUCCAGCUGCGACAGGAUAACCGGACGGCCUUCGCUCGCAAGGAGCUGGUGGAGAAGCAGGCGCGCAUCGACGAGCUUACCCGGAGUCUCUCGCGGGCGGCCGCUGACCCGGCCGUCGACUCCAAGUCCCUCCAGCCGAUGGUGGACCGCAUCGCUGCGCUCAAGGCCGAGACCGCCCAGCAGCACUCCGAGAUCCAUUUCGAAGUUUUGCACCACACCCCGUCGAUGAUCGACGAUGCCCGUAGCGCGCUCUCCACGGGUACCUUCGACGACGCAGUCCUUCUCUGGGACCGCCGGCCAUUCGAGCCUCUCCUCAUCGACCCGGAGGAGCUGUACCCGCGCGACACCGACACAACCAUGCUGUACUUCGAGGCCGACGCCCACUCCCCCAUUAUGCAGCUCCUCACGGAGGCCGACCAGGCCGGCCGCGCCGACCUCCACCGCAUCUACGAAGCCAUCUCCCUCACCUUCAGCAGCCGCGGCACCAUGACCGUCACCGACCUCCUCAAAGCCAUAUUCCCCGCGCGCCCCAUUAACGAUCUCGUCCGCGCCAUCCCCAGCCUCGCCACCUACGCUUCUAAAACACCCAAACCGGACUUUGACACGCUCCCUAAGACCGUCAGCGGCCGCCCCGGCGCAGCCGAGAGCACAUGUCAGGAUCCGCACCCCCCGCUCGAUCCUGUCACGCACUUCCAGGAGAACCUGGACUACGACCUGAGCGACGUGCGUAUUCGCUGCCUGUCGUCCGCGACGCUGUGGGAGAUUGUCGUCGAGUAUCACAAGAGUAACGCGGAGGUCAACGCGGUGCAGCUGAACCGUCUUUUGGGCGGGACGUUGACCUCGUUCCGGUCGGGCGAGUAUGGCGUGGAGCAGAAGAAGAUGCGCUGA